Messenger RNA from Knipowitschia caucasica, 603 nucleotides. NCBI's taxonomy places the organism in Eukaryota, Metazoa, Chordata, Actinopteri, Gobiiformes, Gobiidae. The record is from the annotation of a GenBank genome assembly.
AUGCUGCUGCUGCCCAGCGGCGUCACGGUGGAGGUGAUCGUGGUGAACAUCGUGUCUGCGGGUCACGUGUUUGUGCAGCAACACACUCACCCCACAUACCACGCCCUCAGGAGCCUGGACCAGCAGAUGUCCCUGUGCUACUCACAGCCAGGGACGCCAGCCCUGCCCUCGCCUGCGGAAGUGGGGGUGAUCUGUGCAGCACCUGCAGGAGACGCCGCCUGGUGGCGAGCUCAGGUCAUCACGUUUUACAAAGAAUCAAACGAAGUCGAGAUUCGAUACGUGGACUACGGAGGAUACGACCGUGUGAAGAUCGACACACUGCGGCAGAUCAGAUCUGAUUUUGUAACACUACCAUUUCAAGGUGCAGAAGUUUUGCUCGACAACAUUGCGCCUCUUCCAGGAGAGGACCGCUUUUCUGCCGAAGCCACGACGGCGUUGGAGGAGCUGACCAGAGGAGUUGCACUUCUGGCACAGGUCUCAAACUACGACAACAACACAGGGCUCCCGCUGGUCCAUAUGUGGAACAUGGUCGGAGAUGAGGUCGUCUCUGUGAAUCGCACACUGGCUGAACGAGCGCUGGGCGUUUGGGUGGAGAGCUUCUAA